This is a messenger RNA of Ziziphus jujuba (common jujube), 2916 nucleotides long. RefSeq names its product putative disease resistance protein At3g14460. The record is from RefSeq and is a predicted model, not a curated record. Bases 1 to 2916 code for a protein of 971 amino acids. Gene Ontology annotation, molecular function: protein binding. The transcript has a single exon. NCBI's taxonomy places the organism in Eukaryota, Viridiplantae, Streptophyta, Magnoliopsida, Rosales, Rhamnaceae.
AUGGCAGAAGGGUUAAUUCAGCAACCAGAAGGGAGUAAACAAAUGGAAGACUUGGGUAGUGAGUACUUCAAUGAAUUAUAUUCAAGGUCAUUCUUUCAGAAAUCAAGAAAGGACGAAACAAAGUAUGUGAUGCAUGACCUCAUGAAUGAUUUGGCACAGUGGGUUGCAGAAGACAUAGGAUUUAGGUUGGAAGAUAAGGUGGACAAUAACAAUGGAUGCGGGAUUUUUCCUAAGGCACGAUAUUCAUCUUACAUCAGUGCAAAGUUUGAUGGAAUUCAAAGACUUGGGGCCUUCUCCAAAGUUAAGUAUUUGCGGACUUUUCUACCACUUACAGAAUCAUAUGAUGAGGAGAAAUACAUUACUACCACUUUUACUCUUUGUACAUUGCUGAAAUUACGGUAUGUAAGGGUGCUUUCUCUUAAUGGCUAUAUGUUAACCAAGCUACCAGAUUCAAUUGGUGAACUGAAGCAUCUACGGUACCUUGACCUUUCUUACACAAACAUAACAAGUUUGCCACAGUCGAUAACAACUCUCUACAACUUACAAACUUUGUUAGUAGAAUAUUGCUAUAAUCUAAAUGAAUUGCCUAAUGGUAUGGAGAAUCUAGUCAACCUGCAUCAUCUCAACUGUUCAAAUCUAUGGUCUUUGAAAGGAAUGCCACCAUGUCUAGGCAAAUUGACUAAUCUCCAAACCUUACCUUACUUCGUUGUGGGAAAAGAUAGUGGGUCAUCAGGAGUUGGAGAGUUAGGACAUCUGUCGAAUCUACAUGGGACACUACACAUCUCAAGACUAGAAAAUCUAAACGGAGCUAAGGAUGCAGCAAUGGCUAACUUAGUUGGCAAGAAUGGCAUCGAUGUGUUGCUAAUGGAAUGGAAUGAGAGAGAAAUGGCAGAUCCAGAUGUCCUUGAAAUGCUACAACCUCCUCAGACGCUCAAGGAGCUUACUCUUAUGCAUUUUGUUGGUCCAAAAUUUCCAACUUGGAUGGGAAAUCCUCUUUUCUCCAAUAUGGUGCAUGUGACUUUGGAGGGCUGUCAUGGGUGUAGAUUUUUGCCCCCACUUGGACAAUUGGUCUCACUCAAAGAACUUUUUAUAUAUAGAAUGUCCAAGGUAGAGAGCGUUGGCAACGAGUUUUAUGGGGAGGGCUGCUUGAUGCCUUUCCCAUUGCUGGAAACCCUUUACUUUGAGAAUAUGGAAAAUUGGAAAGACUGGUUUCCUAUUGAAACUAAUAAUGGGAUUGAAGGGUUUCCUCACCUGAAAGAGCUCAUUAUAAGAAGAUGCCCCAAGUUGGAGGGAAAGAUACCUGACAACCUUCCAUCAUUAGCAAAACUUGUGAUUGGUAAAUGUGACCGGUUGAUAGUUUCAAUUCCUAGCCAUCAAAUGCUUAAUGAAUUAAACAUCGACAAAUGCAAAGAGUUGGUGCCAAAAAGCGAGGUGGACCUGAAGUCACUAAGGUCACUCUUUCUUAAUGACAUUUCAAAAUUUGGGUAUCCAGCAGAGGGAUUCAUGCAAGGAUUGAUAAGGGUAGAAGAUUUCAAGGUUGUUGGUUGUAACGAGAUGAUGUCUUUAUGGUGGGAUGACUUACAGCAGCUGACUUCUCUUCGUUGUUUAGAAAUAGAAGACAGUUUUAAGUAUUUCACAUCAAUAGGACAAGAAACAGGCUAUGCACAAUCAUGGAUACCUACCAAAGUUGAAUCACUGAAAUUAGAGAAAUGUCAGAAUCUUUUGAAGAUACUACAAGGAUUACACCUAACAUUUCUUCAAGAGGUAUACAUAGUACACUGUGCAAGUUUCAACUCUUUUCCAGAGGCUGGUUUGCCAGCAUCUCUAAGAGUUGUUUAUAUUGGUUGGUGCAAUUCUUUCUUGUUUUUAGCAAGAAACCAGUUGCCUCCAGCAUUGAAAAGGCUGACUAUAUGUUAUUGCCAUAGUUUGCAAGAAUUGGUGCAAGAGGAGGAUGUCAACAGCAAUAGAGCAUCUUGUCUCGAGACGCUGGUUAUAAAAGGUUGUCCAUCUCUCAUGCAAAUAUCAACAAGAGGUGGCUUGCCAGCAAGGCUUAAGCACCUUCAGAUUCGGAGGUGUGAUGCUCUCCAAUGUCUAUCUUUGGACAAGUUACCAGACAAACUUGAACACCUUGAGAUCGAGCAAUGUGGUAGGCUAAUGUCCUUAUCAUCCAAUCAUGAUCUACCUCAGAUGCUUAUGCCCGUUGAGAUAUCUGAUUGUGGAAAAUUGGUGUCAAUAACAGAUAGGUUUCACAACAACACUAGUUUGGGAUCUAUUAAGAUCAUUGAUUGCCCAAAGCUUAUAUCCUUGCCUGAGGGCAUCCACCACCUUACCAAUCUUAGUGAGUUGCAUAUUACUUGGUGUGAUAGUUUGGUUUCCUUCCCAGGAAAAGGAUUGCCCACUUGUAACUUGAGAGAUGUCUCAAUAGUGAAGUGUAAUAAACUGGAGGCCUUUCCCAAAGGCAUGAACAAUCUCAGCUGUCUUCAUAAACUGAGCAUUUCUUACUGUGAAGGAUUUACAUCCCUCUUGGAAGAUGGCUUUCCACCAAACUUAACAUCUCUUUUUAUCCGAGAUCUCAAGGUCACUAAGCCACUUUUCAUGUUUCGGUUGCAGAGACUUCCAUCUCUUAGGGAGAUAGUAAUCAGUGGUAAUGCUUCAGACAUGGUGUCUUUUCCACCUGAAGAACAGGAGGGGAUGAUGUCGCUGCCAAAAUCUCUCAUUGACCUCAAGAUUUUCGGUUUCCCAAAUCUGAAUUAUCUAUCAGCUGAGGGAUUUCAAUGCCUCACCUCGCUUGAAUGUCUUACAAUCCGUUCCUGUGAAAAGCUGGAAUCUUUUCCCAAGGGGGGGUUUUCCACUUUCGCUUUUGAAACUUCAAAUCUCUGGCUGCCCUCUACUACACGAACAAUGAAGAAGCAAUAA